Messenger RNA from Trypanosoma grayi, 471 nucleotides. RefSeq lists its product as hypothetical. The record is from RefSeq and is a predicted model, not a curated record. NCBI's taxonomy places the organism in Eukaryota, Euglenozoa, Kinetoplastea, Trypanosomatida, Trypanosomatidae. Bases 1 to 471 code for a protein of 156 amino acids. The transcript has a single exon.
AUGGCACCCAAAAAGAAGUUGACGGAUGUUCAGCUGCUGGACGAGAAGAGGCAGCAGUUGGAGUUGCUGCGGCGGCAGUGUCAGGCGGUAGAGCAUCUUCUGAUGUUAGCUAGCGAAGAGAUACGUUGCGUGGAUCACGAGAAGACCGUCCUGAAGAAGAGGCUCGCGGAGCUGCAGGAGCAGUGUGAGGCGGUGGAGCAAAAGACGGACGAGCAGGUUCGCAUGAUGCAGAAUAUGUCCACAACGUGCGAAGAGCAACUCCGACAACGACACAAAAACCUCGAGAAGACGGUGGCAGACGCGGAGCAAAACAACGCAGCGCAGCGCCACAAGAUCGAGGAGACGCGGCGCGUGAAAGGGGAGGAGCUGCAGCGUCUUAAGGACGGAGUCGUGUCUCUUCGGCAGGAGUUGGAGGCGAAGGCGCUACAGUACGGAGUGCAGCUGCUAGAUGUGCUCCUGGUACAGGAGUAG